Ornithorhynchus anatinus (platypus) is the source of this 7051-nucleotide messenger RNA. RefSeq names its product high density lipoprotein binding protein (gene HDLBP). Gene Ontology annotation, molecular function: mRNA binding. Lineage: Eukaryota; Metazoa; Chordata; Mammalia; Monotremata; Ornithorhynchidae. The record is from RefSeq and is a predicted model, not a curated record. The coding region runs from base 186 to 3983 and encodes 1265 amino acids. Gene Ontology annotation, cellular component: cytoplasm; nucleus. The transcript has 28 exons.
UUUACCAAGAUGGCGGCCCGCCCCGCUUCGGCCGCGGCCCCCACCGUAUGAGCCGGGCCUCCCUCCGCUGCUAAGAAUAGACAAGAAGCUGGCAGGCUGACAACAGGCAGAUACAGGACGGACUUUCUGGCUACUGACCAUUUAGCUGUGGCAUACCCGGAUUGUGUGUAGGUGGGAAAUCGACAAUGAGCUCCGUUGCAGUUCUGACCCAGGAGAGCUUUGCUGAGCACCGCAGUGGACUAGCUCAGCAGCAAGUAAAAGUCGCUGCUUUAAAUUCCGAAGACGACAGUGAUCCUCCGACCUACAAGGAUGCCUUCCCCCCACUCCCUGAAAAAGCUGCUUGUUUGGAAGCUUCCCAGGAACCUGCCGGUGCCUGGAGCAACAAAAUCCGACCGAUUAAGGCCUCAGUCAUCACUCAGGUGUUCCACGUCCCCCUGGAGGAAAGAAAGUACAAGGACAUGAACCAGUUCGGGGAAGGUGAACAAGCCAAGAUUUGCCUGGAGAUCAUGCAGAGAACCGGUGCCCACCUGGAGUUGUCUCUUGCCAAGGAUCAAGGCCUUUCCAUCAUGGUCUCCGGCAAACUGGAAGCAGUCAUGAAGGCUCGGAAGGAUAUUGUCGCUCGGCUGCAGACCCAGGCUUCAGCGACAGUUCCCAUUCCCAAGGAGCAUCACCGCUUUGUCAUCGGGAAGAAUGGAGAGAAGCUACAGGACUUGGAGCUCAAAACCGCAACCAAAAUCCAGAUCCCUCGUCCAGAUGACCCCAGCAACCAGAUCAAGAUCACUGGCACCAAGGAAGGGAUAGAGAAGGCCCGGCACGAGGUUCUCCUCAUCUCUGCUGAGCAGGAUAAGCGUGCUGUGGAGAGGCUAGACGUGGAAAAGGUGUUCCACCCCUUCAUCGCUGGACCGUACAACAAACUGGUUGGCGAGAUCAUGCAGGAAACGGGGACGAGAAUCAAUAUCCCACCAGCCAGCGUCAAUCGGACAGAGAUCGUCUUCACGGGAGAGAAGGAACAGUUGGCCCAGGCUGUGGCUCGCAUUAAAAAGAUCUAUGAAGAGAAGAAAAAGAAGACCACAACCAUUGCCGUGGAGGUAAAGAAGUCUCAGCACAAAUACGUCGUUGGGCCCAAAGGCAAUUCCUUGCAGGAGAUAUUAGAGAGAACUGGAGUUUCAGUUGAGAUCCCACCUACAGACAGCAGCUCGGAGACUGUGAUACUGCGUGGCGAGCCCGAGAAGUUGGGACAGGCGUUGACUGAGGUCUACGCCAAGGCUAACAGUUUUAUGGUCUCCUCCGUCUCUGCCCCUUCUUGGCUUCACCGUUUCAUCAUCGGCAAGAAAGGACAAAAUCUGGCCAAAAUUACUCAGCAGAUGCCAAAGGUUCACAUAGAAUUCACUGAAGGAGAGGAUAAAAUCACUCUGGAAGGACCAACUGAGGAUGUGACUGUGGCUCAAGAACAAAUUGAGAUCAUGGUCAAGGAUUUAAUUAUCAGGAUGGAUUAUGUGGAGAUCAAUAUUGACCACAAAUUCCACAGGCACUUAAUUGGGAAGAAUGGUGCCAACAUUAACAGAAUCAAAGACCAGUACAAGGUCUCUGUACGAAUCCCUCCUGAUAAUGAGAAAAGUAACCUGAUCCGAAUUGAGGGAGACCCUCAAGGGGUACAACAGGCCAAGAAAGAGCUGCUGGAGCUUGCUUCCCGUAUGGAAAAUGAACGUACCAAGGAUUUAAUCAUUGAGCAGAAAUUUCAUCGAACAAUCAUCGGGCAAAAAGGUGAACGAAUCCGUGAAAUUCGUGACAAAUUCCCCGAGGUCAUCAUCAACUUCCCAGACCCAGCACAUAAAAGUGAUGUUGUCCAACUAAGAGGGCCCAAGAAUGAGGUGGAAAAAUGCACGAAGUAUAUGCAGAAGAUGGUGGCAGAUCUGGUUGAGAAUAGCUAUUCUAUUUCAGUUCCAAUCUUCAAACAAUUCCACAAGAAUAUCAUUGGAAAAGGAGGUGCAAACAUCAAAAAAAUCCGUGAAGAGAGCAACACUAAGAUUGAUCUUCCAGCAGAAAAUAGCAACUCGGAGACAAUAGUCAUCACAGGCAAGCGAGCGAACUGUGAAGCCGCUCGCAGCCGUAUUCUUUCCAUCCAGAAAGACCUGGCCAACAUUUCAGAGGUGGAGGUUUCUAUUCCUUCCAAGCUUCAUAACUCCCUCAUUGGUGCCAAAGGUCGUUUUAUCCGCUCAAUCAUGGAGGAGUGUGGUGGGGUUCAUAUUCAUUUUCCAACAGAAGGUUCAGGUAGUGACACAGUCACCAUCAGAGGUCCUGCCCAGGAUGUUGAAAAAGCCAAGAAACAACUGCUGCACCUGGCUGAAGAGAAGCAAACGAAGAGUUACACUGUGGACCUCCGAGCCAAACCAGAGUAUCACAAAUUUUUAAUCGGCAAAGGGGGUGGCAAUAUCCGCAAGGUUCGUGACAAUACUGGAGCCCGCAUCAUCUUUCCCACUUCGGAAGACAAAGAUCAAGAACUAAUUACUAUCAUGGGAACAGAGGAGGCCGUCAAGGAGGCUCAAAAGGAACUGGAGGCUCUUAUCAAAAAUCUGGAUAACGUGGUGGAAGACUUCAUGCUCGUGGAUCCCAGACAUCACCGCCAUUUUGUCAUUCGGAGAGGGCAGGUUUUGCGGGAGAUCGCGGAGGAGUACGGUGGCGUCAUGGUUAGCUUCCCACGAUCCGGUACCCAGAGCGACAAGGUCACACUCAAAGGAGCCAAGGAUUGUGUGGAGGCAGCAAAGAAACGCAUUCAGGAGAUCAUUGAGGAUCUGGAAGCUCAAGUGACAAUGGAGUGCACCAUCCCCCAGAAGUUCCACCGUUCCAUCAUGGGCCCCAAAGGUUCCCGAAUCCAGCAGAUCACUCGGGACUUCGGGGUUCAGAUCAAAUUCCCCGACAGGGAAGAGACUCCAGCUCCCAAUGCAGAGCCAGCCGUUCAGGAAAACGGGGAAGAAAGCGCCGAGGGGAAGGAGGCGGACCCCAGUUCUCCGAAGAAGUGUGACAUCAUCAUCAUCUCUGGCCGCAAAGAGAAGUGUGAAGCAGCCAAGGAAGCUCUUGAGGCUCUGGUUCCUGUUACCAUUGAGGUAGAGGUGUCUUUUGAUCUUCACCGUUACAUCAUUGGUCAGAAAGGAAGUGGAAUCCGCAAGAUGAUGGAUGAAUUUGAGGUGAAUAUCCAAGUCCCAGCUCCUGAGCUGCAGUCUGAUAUUAUUACUAUCACUGGACUCGCUGCAAACUUGGACCGAGCCAAGGCUGGAUUACUGGAACGAGUGAAGGAGUUACAGGCUGAGCAAGAAGAUCGAGUUUUGAGAAGCUUUAAGCUGAAUGUCACCGUGGACCCCAAGUAUCAUCCUAAAAUCAUUGGGAGGAAGGGAGCAGUCAUCACCCAGAUUCGCAUGGAACAUGAAGUGAACAUACAGUUUCCAGACAAGGAUGAUGAAAACCAGUCGCAGGACCAAAUCACCAUCACGGGCUAUGAGAAGAACACAGAAGCUGCCCGUGAUGCCAUCAUGAAGAUCGUGGGUGAACUAGAGCAGAUGGUCUCGGAGGACGUCCCCCUGGACCACCGUGUUCACGCCCGGAUCAUUGGAGCUCGUGGCAAAGCCAUCCGCAAAAUUAUGGAUGAAUUCAAGGUGGACAUCCGUUUCCCUCAGAGUGGAGCCCCUGAUCCCAACUGCGUCACGGUGACUGGGCUCCCCGAAAACGUGGAGGAAGCGAUCGAUCACAUCCUCAACCUGGAGGAGGAAUACCUGGCCGACGUGGUGGACAAUGAGGCUAUACAAGUGUAUAUGAAACCCUCCACUCAUGAAGAAUCCAAGGCCCCAUCCAAGGGCUUUGUGGUGAGAGAUGCUCCCUGGACAGCAAGCAACAAUGAGAAGGCUCCAGAUAUGAGCAGCUCUGAAGACUUCCCUAGCUUUGGGGCUCAAGUGGCUCCUAAGACUCUCCCUUGGGGACCCAAACGAUAGUAAUCUGAAGGCAGAAUCAGCUCUUCCAGCCUGCUGACCUGAAACUACCCCACCACAAAGUACUUCGCCUUGAAAUCUGACCUAGCAGCUGGAUCCCAUGUAAAUUUUUGCCCCCGUGAGGUCUCGUAGUGAAGCCGGAGUGCUGGAUCCUGUGUGCUUCCCUCAGUUCUCAUUGAUUUACUUAGCGUCCAGUUUGCACUCAGGAUGGGUUCCUUGGCCCUCCGCUUUGGGACAGGCUUUCCACAUUCUUUUGAACACUAAAACCACCAUUAAUUAAAUGAUUUCUUAAUAAAGUAACUCAGACUUUCUAAGCUUCAUCGCCCACUCAGCAUGCCAUUAAGCACUCUGACCUUCGUUAUGAGAUCUCCACAACUGUGGCUAGGAGUCUUACUUCCUGUGUCAUGACCUCAGGAAAUAAAUUUCCUUGACUUUGUAAAAGCCAAAAUGUUUGCCCUCUUCCUUUUUUUUUUCCCCUUUGUUUUCUUUUGGUUUAUUUUUGUUGUUGUUCCCCUCUUAGGUUUGGGGUUUUUGUUGUUGCUUAUCCCAGACCUUCCCUUUUCGUAGAGUGCAAUCAGCUUUCUUCCAACUGCCAAAAAAAAAAUCCAUUUAAAAUGAGUUUUUAGAGUAGGGAGAGCGAAGCAAGCCUUGGAAAGGAAAACAAGAAAGUUUUUGCAGAAGAAAAAGGACGUGGCCAAAAGGGGCAAAUGAAGAUUGUUGGACGCAGAAAGGCACGUGGGAUGUCGGAACAGUUAAAAUGGCUUUGAUUCACAGGUGAUACUACCUGUUUGAGGUUUGGAGAGCACCAGGAUUCUUGCUUGUUUGCUUGCUCUUUUUCACUCACUCCUCACACACACACACACACAUAUAAACCCACCCACCCACACCCACCCCCCUUUUUUCUCUCUUCAGCUUCCUCAUGAGGAGAGGAAAAAACCAAGAGUCCAUGUUCUUAUUUCCCUUCGCUCUUCUCUUCCAAAGACAAUAUGUCUGGUGAACAGAGCCCGAAGAAGCCAGCACUAUCAGGUAUAGCUGUAUUGGAGUUUAGCUGAAGUUGCCAUGGCACUAUGCCUAGAAACCAUGAUAGAUGGUAGGUGGGUGUGUGAGAGCAGCAGCCGUGGUGAUUGUGGGAAUGGGAAGGGAGCUAGAUAGGGUCAGUACUUUCCUUCUCCCUCUCGUGACACUGGCUAGUUCGGACUGCCUUCAGGUGACAGCGUUUUUAUUAUUUUUGGGGUUUUGUUCCUUCCACUAUUUACAAUUGCCACCUUUCUACCUCAAAAGCCAGUGUGAUAGUGGUCCGAUGCUUUAGAAUAGUGCCGCCAGCACCUGGUGUCUCUGAUUUUAGACACUUUUCUAGGUUAAUUUACAAUUUUGGAAGGUUUUGGCCCGGACACCCAAGUUGGAACGUAGUGGGAGGGUACCAUCAUUCCCUCAUCGCACGGUGACUUCAGCAGUUGUGGCUUCUCUGAGAGGUGGGUGGACGACUCUCACUGGAUCGUGGGGACAUUGACACACGCACGCUUAUGUUCCGCACCUGGCCAGCUGUAGGUUCCUACUGGGAAUUGGCCAAUUCACUUAGCAUUUACGUGUGUGCUUAGAGUUCUCAUUCGGGGGGAAGGGAGGCGGGCAUCCAUUACUAGUAAAACUUCUGUUUGAUUCAUUGACCGAAGAGGUCGGCUUCACGUGUUGGAAGAGACCAGAGUGGUGGUUUUUACUCUCCGUUUAGAGUGGCGUAGCUUUUUCCCACCACAUCCAGAAGAGGCGAAAUCAAAAUCGGGAGCAACGUGAAUGGGUGCUGAGAUCCCUUUCCGAGGGGGCUGUUCAGUUGAGUACUUUUAUGUGUCAGGGGGACGGUUGAGUGCCCUGUACCCUAAGGUCAUAUGCACGGUUAACCGCUAACUGUGUGUGAUUUAGGAGGCUGCUCUUAAAGGAGGAGAGAACUCCGUGCAGGAAGUGGAAAUUCUAGCCUGUCUGAGGGUGGAGAGGUAUCGGGCUUCUGUUUAGGUAGUUGGGUCUGUCUUCCUGUUCCCUGCCUCUAGUCCGGCAAGGAGAUGACUGAGCCAUAAUUACUCCUCUCGUUCCAGUUAAUUGAGCUUGUGGAGAAUCUGACUAGUGAGACUUGAAAAGUUCCUCUUUCCUUGGAAUAUUUACUGGGAUCAGGUCAUCGCCUUGAUUUCUUCCCUGUUCCAGCAUCUCACCCCUUAAGACUCCGCUGAAACAUAAUUAGUUUAAUCUUUCCCCUCAGUGUCUAGAAUUACCGAGGAUUCUGUAACUCUGAACUAAAUGUCAAUUGGCCCGGCAAGUGUCCUCCUUGCUUAAGACCAUCUUAAACACGAUCAUUUCUGGGCAUGAUGAAUUUGGGGCUGUGGUGGGAUAUUGGAAAGGUGGGGAGAAAGGGGAAAUAACUUUGGCCGAGUGGCCUCGGAUAAAGGCGGAGGGAAGGGAGUCGAGUCCUACGGUAUUUUUUGGUUUUGAUCUGGGAAAUGGGCAUCCUCCACCAUCUAGCUAUCCAGAUGGAGCAGGGUUUUUUGGUUUUGUUUUUUUUAAUGCCCCUUCCCAUCGGCAAUUUCUUGGCUGACUUCUGUACACAGACUUUGUCUCCUUGUCCAUGGGUCCAUCCUCCACAACUUCCAUCCCUGCAAUAAUAAAAAAAAAAUUCGAUCCACCAGACUACAGCCCAUUACCAAUCACUAAAUCACUGCUAAAAGUCUUAGAGACAAGAUACAAUUCAGAGCAACACCCUCGUGAGUUUACCUUUCCUAAAGUGUUGGGGUUUUUUUUGGCUUUUGUUUUUGUUUUUUAGUUAAAUGAAGGUCAUGAAAUGAUUGUACCUAGUACUUUUGUCUCCCCAGGCCCCUGGUGGUGUGCACUAAGCACUCUGGGGGAGUUGGGGCUUGUCUGUCCCAUUUCCUCCUUGUUUUUAACGUCUUCCAUAUCGUAUGUUUCCAUGGCAACGAUCCCUUGGCCUUAACUUUGGAAUUUGGAGAUUAUAUGCAAACACGUGUAAAAAGGCUCAUGAAUAUGGAUGACACUGGAAUUUUAUAAAUUCUAAAAUAAAACCUGAAACAGUU